This is a messenger RNA of Tetrahymena thermophila SB210, 1139 nucleotides long. RefSeq names its product tryptophanyl-tRNA synthetase protein. Gene Ontology annotation, biological process: tryptophanyl-tRNA aminoacylation. Gene Ontology annotation, cellular component: mitochondrion. Lineage: Eukaryota; Ciliophora; Oligohymenophorea; Hymenostomatida; Tetrahymenidae. The record is from RefSeq and is a predicted model, not a curated record. Gene Ontology annotation, molecular function: tryptophan-tRNA ligase activity; ATP binding. The transcript has 8 exons.
AACAAUUUAUACUAAAAUUAAUUAAAAAAAGAUCUACUUAUCAAAAUAGGUAUUAACAUCAUGAGUGCUAAGAAAAUAGCAAGGGAUCUCAUUUUUUCAGGUAUUUAGCCAACAGGAAAGCUUCAUUUAGGAAAUUAUUUGGGUGCCAUUUAAAACUGGGUAAAACUACAAGAAAAAUAUCAUGAAAAAUCAGAUAUUUUCUUUUGUAUAGUUGAUUAGCAUGCACUAACCGAUAAAUUUAAAAUAGAUCAUUAGAUCUACUUUGAAGAUACAACUAAAGAUAACACUAUUAUAAUGGCAGCUGCUUUAUUAGCAUCUGGAAUAGAUCCCAAAAAAUCUAACAUUUUCGUUUAAUCAGCUGUUCCUUAUCAUGCAGAGCUUUAAUGGAUGUUAGGAUGUAUUGCUCCUCAAAAUUGGUUAAAUACAAUGACUUAAUAUAAAGAUAAAAAAUCAAAAAACUCUAGUUUGGGUUUAUAUUCUUACCCUGUUCUCAUGGCAGCUGAUAUUUUACUUUACAAUGCUACUCAUGUUCCUGUUGGAAGCGAUUAAAAGCAGCAUUUAGAGUUAACUAGAGACUAUGCUACAAGGUUCAAUACAUUAUUUAAAAAUGAUAAAACAUAGGGUAUUUCAAUGCCUUAAUACAUAGAAUCUGAAUUUCCUAGAGUAAUGAGUCUUAAAGAUGGUACUAAAAAAAUGUCUAAAUCAGAUCCUAGUGAUUUUUCUAGAAUUAACUUGACUGAUACUCCUGAAGUAGUUUAUGACAAGAUCAAAAAAGCUAAAACUGACUCAAUCCCUAUUGUUAAAUUAGAUCCAAACAGACCUGAAGUAACUAAUCUUAUUAGAAUAUAUAGCUCUUUAUCUGGUUAGAGUAUCAAAGAAAUUGAAGCUACUUUUUCAUCAAGCUCUAUGAAAGAUUUUAAAGACAAACUCUCUGAGCUUAUUAUUACAAAAGUUUGCCCAAUUGGUUUAAGAAUAGAAGAUCUAUUAUCAAACUAAGACUACGUUUACGAGUCUUUAAAGCAAGGUAACGAAAGAGCUUACGAUAGAGCCAAAGAAAAUAUUCAAAGAAUAAAAAAAGAGAUGGGAAUGUAUGUUAUGUGAUGGAUAAAUAUUUAUAAAAUAACUAUUUAUAUUUGAUU